Closterium sp. Yama58-4 is the source of this 360-nucleotide messenger RNA. NCBI's taxonomy places the organism in Eukaryota, Viridiplantae, Streptophyta, Zygnematophyceae, Desmidiales, Closteriaceae. The record is from the annotation of a GenBank genome assembly.
UGACCUUAGCAACCAGAACCUGGAAGGCUCCCCGCCGUCUGCGCUCUUCACGCUCACGUCGCUUCAACAACUAAAGCUCAACGAUAAUUCGUUAGAGGGCUCUCUGCUGGAUGCUAUAGGGAACCUAACCCAACUAACCCUGCUGUCUCUGGGCAGAAACGAGCUCUCAGGACCCAUCCCUCCCCCGCUCUCCAACCUUCAAGCUCUCAAGUACCUCCUUCUGAGUGACAACGAGCUGUCCGAGACGGUUCCAGCAGAGCUAGGGAGCAUAACAACGCUCGAGGCGCUGGACUUAAGCAUGAACCGCCUCUCUGGCUUCCUGCCGCCCUCACUGCUCGACUUGCCCGCCCUUGUCUACUU